AUGUGUGACCCCGAUGGUGACCCACGUUGUCCCUUGCGAAUUUGUUGGGGUGGAACAGUCCCCGAGUCCUAUUACCAAAUUCAACAGAUUUCCUCUGAAGAGGAGAAUGAAAACUAUCAAGUUGUGCCUGUGGGUCGUGGUAGUAAGGAGUACUGUUAUCUAGGUGAAGCUAAACCUGGUGAUACUGUCUCUUGGGAAUUCUACUCUGAAUCAAACGACAUCGCCUUUUCUUUGUGGGUUGAACCGCCGAAUGAGUCUUGCUCACAACUUGAGAGUUCAAGGAGAAGAUCGACUAGGUCGAGAAAUCAAAACGGAGGAGGAAAGAGCGAAAAGAGUGGAAUGACCACCUCCUUUUCCUUCAAUAAUCUUAUCAACGGAGCCAGUUCAAAUGGUAGUGGAAAAGUUGAACUGAAACAGAUCACUCAACCUGUGCGUGUAGACUGCGAUCUAGUGCCCGAACUCGGUGAAUGCAAAGUUGAAGUUGAAGGCAAUUACUUCCUACUCUUUGACAAUUCCUACUCGUGGACUCGUGCCAAGCGUAUAUUCUGUAAGGGCGAUGUGAUUCAAUCUGCAAACGCAAGCUCUAGACAAACGUCCUCCUCUGUCUCAACUGCUAUUAUGCCUGCAUCUAUACCGGUUGUUAAUGGAAACUCAAAUAAUAAUCAUAGUUUUGAUGAUAUCCAUGAGGCAACAGAAUGCAGUGUUGUGGAGGAGGUUCAAAAUGCGGUGGAUAUUGAAAUAGCUGAAGUGAUGAAAACUGUGUGUGAUCCAGACUAUUCCAGCCUUUCCACCCUCGAUGUAGACAUUACUGCCUUGGUAAUGAUACUUCUACGAACAGUCCCUAUCAUUCGGAGACGAUUUCGGACAUCUAAACAAUCUUCCCCUACCCAUUCUUCAUCGCCUUCUUUCCUUAGGCUAAAGUUUAAGCGACCACUCAAAACGCCAGUUUAG
Messenger RNA from Rodentolepis nana, 951 nucleotides. The record is from the annotation of a GenBank genome assembly. Lineage: Eukaryota; Metazoa; Platyhelminthes; Cestoda; Cyclophyllidea; Hymenolepididae.